CGGUUCAUGGCGAAGAAAAAUUCCGUCAUCACGAACCUCGUUUUUCCACGCCAGCAUCGCCAUCCUCAUUUUCAACCCGUCAGCCUCUUGUGCGCUCGUAGUUUCAUCGCUCGCUGCUUCCCGGCGUCUCCGCCCGCUUGCCCGCUUUCACAUUAUUUUUAAUCUGCCGUGUCGCUAUCCAUGAUUUGAACAGCCAUGCCAGCCAUCAUGUCGCAAAGUCGCCAAGCAGCAGCUACGCCCAAGCCAUCAAGGAAUCCCCAUCCCGCUAAGAAGCAGAAGAUCACGCCGUCAGAAAAGUCUUCAACAGCCAACCUUCAUGCCCUCAUCCCUCAGAAGGGAGACGUGCAGAAGAAAAGAGCCUCACAAGUUUCGAAUGGUUCCAAGGGCAAUACCAGAUUGCACAAAUUCAAUGAAGAGCAGGCGAUAGUCAUCAACGGACAAGAAGAUGAUGUGGAUAUGGAGGAUGCCACAAUUAAUCGGACGAAUGGAGAGAAUGUCGAUAGUGAAGAGGAAAUCUCUGCGGAUGAGGCUGACGAAGUCGACAUAACUCGGCCAUUACGGAGAGUACCAAGCACUCAAGAUAAGUCAUUGCAGAGGUCCAACGUUGUGGAUGCUACGGCCACAAAGAAGGAUGAUGCCGAAGCCGACGAGGAGGAAGAUACAGGACCUACCUUUGGAGAACUGAUCGAUGUGGACAAUGCGCUGGCCAUUCAAGACCCCGAAUCAAGAACACUUUCUGCCCCAAAUAGCAGCAGCCGCGCAGUCGCACUACCGUCUGGAAACUCUCUUGGUACAGUUUUGACUCAAGCACUGAAAACAAACGACAAAGUUCUGCUUGAGACCUGUUUCCAGAUAAACGAUCUCGAUAGCGUCAGAUCCACGAUUCAGCGCUUAGAAUCCCCCUUGGUAUCCAGUCUUCUAUCUAGAUUAGCGGAAAGGAUACACAAAAAGCCAGGAAGAGCUGGAAACUUGAUGGUCUGGGUACAGUGGUCACUCGUAUCCCAUGGUGGGUAUCUUGCUGGGCAGCCAGACGUUAUGCAAAAGCUGCAGGGCCUAUACCGAGUCAUCAGAGAGCGCGCAAACGGCCUGCAACCUCUCCUGGCAUUAAAGGGAAAGCUGGACAUGCUCAGCGCCCAAGUAGAGUUGCGAAGAAGCAUGCAACGCUCCGCGGAUAUUGGAGGGGAGGAUGAUAAAGCUGUAAUAUAUGUGGAGGGCCAAGAGAGCGACUCUGAAUCGGAUGGUGCUCUUGAUGCCACAGACGUGGCAAAGCAACAAGUUGAGAAUUUCAGUGAUGACUCUGGUGAUGAUGGUAUCGAUAUGCCCCUGGCCCACGACGGCCUCGACAAUGAGGACGAGGACAUGGAGGAAUCCGAAGGCCUUGUGGACGACGAGGCUGAGGAAACAGAGCAAGACUCAGGUGAUGACAUGUCAGAAGUUGAAAGUGAGGAAGAUAGUGACGACGAGGAUAUCUCCGAAGCCGAAGAAGAAACCGGAGCACCCUUGAGACGCUCAAAGGCUGCCGCAAGAUCAGCUUUGAGGUAAUUCUGCAUCAUCAUGUUCGAACAUCUGAAACAAUCCUGAUAUUCGGAUCUUGGAGUUCCGGUUCGCAUAUUCAGGGCAACAGGCGUUUACUACUGGCCUUUUCAUCUGCCUCCGUUGGACGGUAUAGCAAUUGACUCCAAUAAUUGUCUGAUAGUCUCGAUAUAAAAACAAUAUGGUGUUAUACAGAGGUACUUGUGUGCAU
This is a messenger RNA of Pseudovirgaria hyperparasitica, 1744 nucleotides long. RefSeq names its product NUC189-domain-containing protein. Lineage: Eukaryota; Fungi; Ascomycota; Dothideomycetes; Acrospermales; Acrospermaceae. Gene Ontology annotation, biological process: maturation of SSU-rRNA from tricistronic rRNA transcript (SSU-rRNA, 5.8S rRNA, LSU-rRNA). The transcript has a single exon. The coding region runs from base 208 to 1542 and encodes 444 amino acids. The record is from RefSeq and is a predicted model, not a curated record. Gene Ontology annotation, cellular component: nucleolus.